Molecule: messenger RNA, 534 nt
Organism: Racocetra persica
Lineage: Eukaryota; Fungi; Glomeromycota; Glomeromycetes; Diversisporales; Gigasporaceae
Source: the annotation of a GenBank genome assembly
GAUGCUCUAAAAACUUCACCAGAUAUUAUACUUGAAAUGUCAUCAACCGAACAAACGCCACAACUAUCGCCAACUACUUCUGCAGAAAGUUAUAGAGUAUUGAAUGAUAGAAGAGAUUCAGAGACGUCUCUACUAACAGCAGAUUUGACAGAAAUAACGUCAAGUCCACCAUCAAGGCGAGCAUUAACUGAACUUGAAGAGAAGGAUCUUUUUCCUGAUCCGCCAAAGACUGGUCCUAAACUUAAACCCUUUUCAGCGUUAACAGCAUUAAUUGCAGAGAAAAAAAAUAAACUGGACAAUCCAUUUGCUGAAUAUUACAGCUCCUUUGCUGGAAAAGGUGAUCUUAAUCCGAUAACACUGAGGAUUUACCUUCCGUUUAGCAAAGAACCUUCACGGCCAUUAACUAUAAUUGUAAAAAGAGACGCCAAUGUUGAGGAAGUUAUAGGAUAUAUAUUAUAUCAAUACUGGGAUGAAAAGAGGGAACCUUUAUUAGAGAAAAGAUUAUGUAAUGUUUAUCAGUGGAAUAUGAGAAUG